AUGCACAGAGACGGAAUUAGAGAUUAUUCAAAUAGGCUGCUCGCCUGGUACAAUCUAACUCUUUACAAAGGCAUUUCUUUGGGAGUAGUGGUUAUUUGUUUUCUUGUGACUCUUUUUCUUGUGAAUGUUGCUGCAAAUGUUUCUUCUUUUUGGUCGCCAAUCAAAGCAUACAACUACUCCCUGCAAGAUAUUGGGUGCGACUUUUUCAACACCGGAUAUCAGGGCAGCUUUGGCUUCAACGACGCUGUAGAUAUUGUUAUGAUUUGUUUUAUUGCAAUAACCGCGCUCUGCAUUGUCAUAAACCGGCUGGCAGUGUUCAUUGCUCUUAAGCUGCUGGCUGCCUUAACAAUUUCGUACCUCCUAAGAUGCUUCACUCUUAUGUCCACAGCGCUUCCGGACUCCUGGAACGUGGGCCUGCGCACCAUAGACGACACCUUUGCAAGCCUCUCCAGAGACAGGGGAGGGGACUUGAUAUUCAGCGGGCACACACUCCUUCUGUGCAGCUUUGCGCACUGCUGGUCAUCUUUCUACUUGCUCAGCGACUCUUUUGCAAUGCAUGUGAUUUCGGGAAUGAUCGCAUGGGUUGCUGUUUUGACUGUGCUGGUGUUUAUUAUAGUAGGAAGGCUGCACUAUACCAUUGACGUUCUUUUGGGAAUAUACAUAUCGUCUGGCGUCUGGUGGAGCCUUGACUACUUUUUAUCCAGGUACUUUGAAAUCCCCGUUUGCAAGCUAAAGUUCCGGCAGGAAAGAAUUCCCCCUAUGCUCAGCAACUCAGCAGACCCUGACAUGGCUGCAGAACAGCCAGUUUUACAUGAAUAA
This is a messenger RNA of Nematocida major, 819 nucleotides long. RefSeq lists its product as uncharacterized. Gene Ontology annotation, cellular component: endoplasmic reticulum membrane; Golgi membrane. Lineage: Eukaryota; Fungi; Microsporidia. The record is from RefSeq and is a predicted model, not a curated record. Gene Ontology annotation, biological process: ceramide biosynthetic process. Bases 1 to 819 code for a protein of 272 amino acids. Gene Ontology annotation, molecular function: ceramide cholinephosphotransferase activity; sphingomyelin synthase activity. The transcript has a single exon.